This is a messenger RNA of Ornithodoros turicata, 1882 nucleotides long. Its product is annotated as transmembrane protein 115-like. The transcript is spliced from 3 exons. Gene Ontology annotation, biological process: retrograde vesicle-mediated transport, Golgi to endoplasmic reticulum. The coding region runs from base 6 to 1154 and encodes 382 amino acids. Lineage: Eukaryota; Metazoa; Arthropoda; Arachnida; Ixodida; Argasidae. Gene Ontology annotation, cellular component: Golgi apparatus; membrane. The record is from RefSeq and is a predicted model, not a curated record.
CAAUCAUGGCAGCCAGAAAGAUGGCUGCGUCCACAGUAGUGCAGCGGAACCUCCCCUACCUUCGACAACAGUUUUCAGCAGCAUUACAGACAUGCAGCGUCGUCGUACGAGUCCUCAGUCUUGCUCUUUUCCUCUGCUACUUUCUGUCCUACAGCCCAGUGGCGUCAAGAGCAGUCUGCGUUACUCCUGGCUACAUCAUCCCUCCCGCUUUUAGGAUUUGGACAUUAUUUACGCACGCGUUUUUUGAAAACCGAAUAUGGAUGGUGAUCGCUGACAUCAUCACGGUGGGACUAUGCGGAAAAUUGAUCGAACCUCUCUGGGGAGCCAUCGAGAUGCUUACGUUCUUUGCCAUCGUGAACACGAGCGUCGCUUUCCUGUCAGUCAUCUACUACAUAAUCCUUUUCUCCAUGACGUGGGAUCCACUCUACUUGUUUUCGGUGGAGAUCCAUGGUCUGGCUGGUUAUUGUGCUGGAGUCAUGGUUGCUGUCAAGCAGCUUAUGCCUGAUCAUGUCCUGUUGUCGCUACCCAUAGGGAAGUUGAGGAACAGGAAUGUGCCCUUAACUGUGCUGCUGUUCACCAUCGUUCUGUGGGCUUGCCGCAUUCUUCGCGGUACAUAUCCCGUCAUGUUCACGUUCGGCGUGCUCUCAUCUUGGAUUUACCUCCGUUUCUAUCAGUACCACAACAAUGGCACUAGAGGGGACAUGGCAGACCACUUUACAUUUGCCAGCUUCUUUCCCAAUGUGCUUCAGCCUCCCAUUGCUCUAGUGGGCAACAUCACCUACAACUUCUUGGUGAAGGUCCGACUGUGCCGCAAGCCUCCGAGGAAGUACAACAUGGCCAGUAGUAGUACCUCUUCAACAGUUGCUAUCAACCUUCCUGGAAUUGAUCCUCAGGAUGCAGAAAGACGAAGGCAAAUAGCUCUCAGAGCUCUGAGUGAGCGUCUCACAAAGGUGGAACAGCAGGCGACAUGGCCACUGUUAGCCGACGAAGAGCUGCCAUCGUCGUUACAAACAGCUCCAAAUCCUCCGCUACCUGUGACACCACAGAAAGGAGCACCUCAGGUGGCCAUUCCAAUCCAGUCCCUCAUGAGUCCAGUCCUUGCUGCAUCCGGUGAUGCGCCAUCCUCAGAUAAACGGGCCAUCCUUGAGACGUAGUAAACCGCAUCGUGGAAAAAAAAAAACUGCUUCAGCAACUCCAUAGACAGUGCGCUUGUGCAGGAAACAUUUUCUGUGCCCAAAGUCAGUGUGACGAUGGCUGGUUUCUGUGGAAGGACAACUCUGGACCAACACCUCAGUGAUAGUGUGGCAAGUGGAGUGAUUAUAUUUCUUUCGUUCGUUUUUCUUUUUUUUACGCAUGACACGAGGUGGUACACGUCAUUUUAUUGAUUGGGAAAGGGGUAGCGCUAUUUAUACUUUAUCCACGAAAGAGUAAAAUAAAAUAAUUAACACGAUGUUAUCCACAGAGAAUGUGACUCAACACAAGCUCGGAUAGCCUGUUUGGUCUUGUGUAUGUACAAAUCCCGUCUAGUCCGAGAUUGUAUUGAGUCAUUCCUCCUACAUGUGUGCCUCGGGGUUUCCACAUUUGAACAGAGGUGAGCUCAGCCAGCUUCUUUCAUUUAUAUGUGUGCAUUUACGCCGAUCCUUUGCUUGAGGUCUCCCACGCAUAGCACUAGUUGCCAUGUGUGGAGGCAGCAUGUCUCAAGAGGCAGAAGUUGGAAUGGGCAUUGCCAAAUGGACACAGUGCCAUUUUGGUAGUGCAGCCAUGUGCUCUUGUGCAUUUGUGAGCUCCAGCAAAUUAUUUGGAGAGGAAUAAUUCUGUUGUACAGUGUUACUGCACUGUUUUGUUUGAUCCAAUAAAGUUGGAACCUCUGGUUGACAAAACA